Molecule: messenger RNA, 2352 nt
Organism: Capsaspora owczarzaki ATCC 30864
Lineage: Eukaryota; Filasterea; Ministeriida; Capsasporidae
Exons: 7
Coding region: 1-2352 (783 amino acids)
Source: RefSeq, a predicted model, not a curated record
AUGUCACACGAAUUCAACAACGACGACGACGAUGAUGACGACGACGACCUGCCGACCUUCGAACAUGCAAUCCAGCAGCGACCGGUUGACAAAGGCGACGACGAAGACGAAGACGAAGACGAUGAGGUCGACGAGGAUGGAGAAGCGCAGAUGGAGCAAGACGAUGCUUCGUCCCAUGGUGGCGACAAUGACGAUGACGACGACGACAAUCAAAUGGACUGGCAUCAUCCCGCGGACGCGGAACAGGAUGCUGCUGCGGCGGCAGAGAGCGAGGCGCCCGAGAAGAGUUGGCGGGAAACGGAUGGAUUUGGCGCCAAUUCGAGUACCACAACUGCUGCUGGUGCUGAUCCAGCGACGACGACGACGACAACGACGACGACGACCGCAGCUGAUGCUGAUGCUGAUGACUCAACAACUAUCGCGAGCCAUGCGGCGCCGAUGGACGUUUCGGCAGAUCACGACACAAGCACGACGCUCGUCCCAGCAAUACCAUCUGCUUCCUCAACCGGCGGCGAUCAAGCAAGCCAACCGCUUCAAAACAGAAGACCUAUCCGCGCUGCUACCACAAGAACGUCGAGCUCGAUCGCAAGGGCCUCGUCCGGGUUGACCUCGGCCAGCAAAAGCCGAACACUGAGCCACUUGGACGAGUUGAUCCGAGCCCGGCGCAAGAAGGAAGCUCAAGACAACAUCCAUGCAAGCAUCGUCAAAGUUGAGCAAAGGAUUGCUGCUCACAAGCAAGAGUCUCAGAAGGAGCUGGAACGGGCGAGCACCAAGCAAGAGGCGCCUCCGGCCAUGCUUGGAGACCCGCUCGAGUUUGACGUCCUGCAAGACCCGAACAGCUCGAUUGAGGGAUCAAGCCAACCCCACACAGAUUGCACCGGACAGAACAGUGCAGAGUCCAUGUCCGUGGACAGCACCGCGCGGGCACUCGAAACCGUCCGAUCGUUAAACCCAAGCAUGUUUAUGCAGGCUGGCGCUUCCUCUGCGACGCAGGACCAGCAAGACAGCGACAUCGCUGAAACAGCCAAGAGCAACUUGGCUCAGCAUAUCGAGAUGAACGCGCAAACCACUUCUGGCCGAAACUCCACAAAGUACAUGAUUGAGAACAUCUUCCACCCAGUCUACUUGGACGCGUUGAUUCCGUUCACAGGCAAGAGCGACGGCGGUGCGCUCGAUCAGCUCAUCGUGGAAGCUAUCCAGCUCGACGAUUCCUCCUUGCUCAUUGAAACCAUCCGUAGCGGAUGGGUUCAAUCCCAUCUCUUGACGCGCGAGCCGUCACCGGGUCUGCUCUGCUGGUUGUUUGUAACGGUCCUGCAGGAUCCCACUGGCUGCCUUUCGACCCCGUGCUUUCAAAUUCUUCAUGAUCUGUUCAAACGGCCUCGAGUGAACUGGGUCCCAGAUCGGCUAUUUGUGUUGACGGCGUUGGCCAGCCUUGGUAUCGACCGACAUUCUCUAUUUGAGCCAGCACAAACGAACGCACGCCUGUAUCAAUUCGUGGUCCCCGAGUUCGAUUGGGAGAGCCGACCAGGCAAGCACCCAGCGUGUUCGCAGCAAAGCUUUAGCCAACAGAGUGCAUCAGUGAGCGCCUUGCCCGUCGCACUAUCUCGCUUCUUUCAACUGAUGACUGCUGUCGUGCGGAUGAACCGUUCGCCACAACCGUUUGACUAUUUGGCGUUCAUCCCCAUCGCCAUUAAAUGCUCGCUUGAUCCACGGUGCCAUCAAGCCGUGCUCGAUUGCUCUGAGCUCGUCGGCUCGAUGCUUGCUCGCAUUCCAAGUGAGGAUUGGGAGCAGGCAACACCACAGCAAACGAUUGUGCAGGGGCUGGAGGCGCUCCUUCCACAUUCGUUCAGCCAAGUUCGCGCAGUCCGCGCCUUCCCGCUCACGCCUCGAGGCCUACAACUUCGUCGGAUGGUUGCGACGCGCUUUUGUCACUCCAUUUAUCUAGACUUGCAGGCUGUCACGCUUGUGCGCGAUGCCUCGCAAGAUGUGCCGCCAACCCACCACCCAAUCUUUGACGAAUGUGGCGUUCAACGUCGCAACGUCUAUGUGGCUUCACUCUUGGAUAGUAUUCAGCUUUCGCAGCACACCGACUUUCUACGGCUCAAUUGCAUGGUUUUGAUGGUCACCUUUUGUGCUGGAGGCCCAGUUGUUAAUCCCUUCGAUGUGGAGGAUGUUCGACUUGUUCAACGUAGUUUGGAGCAGCUCGGAACUCGCAUUCGGGAUGAUCCGUUCAACUCAUCCUGCACAACGGUCCAAGAAGCGCUGGUUCGUGCGCAAACCAUGCUUUAUAUGAGCCUUCCAGCCAAAGCGCGUGUGUCCGACCUUGACUAUUUCCACCCCUCGAAUAACUGA